Messenger RNA from Durio zibethinus, 2021 nucleotides. Its product is annotated as SNF1-related protein kinase catalytic subunit alpha KIN10. Lineage: Eukaryota; Viridiplantae; Streptophyta; Magnoliopsida; Malvales; Malvaceae. The record is from RefSeq and is a predicted model, not a curated record. Gene Ontology annotation, biological process: intracellular signal transduction; protein phosphorylation. Gene Ontology annotation, cellular component: cytoplasm. Gene Ontology annotation, molecular function: protein binding; protein serine/threonine kinase activity; ATP binding.
AAAAAAACAGAGGGAUAUUACUGUAAUUCCGUCAAACACGAGGGGCAAAAUUUUCUCCCGAGGAAUCAAUAUAAACUUCCAAAAAAAAAAGAUAGCACAUAUUUUAACCAAUAAGGAAAAAAAACCCUCGUCCGUACGCUCUCUCUAGCUUUUCUUCUAUCGGAUUCUCCACCGAAAAAAAAAAAGACCCAAGCCGAGGAAGUUCCGAUCAAAUCAGGGAGGAAAAAUGGAUGGAUCAGGAGGAAAAGGAGGGAAGUGGAGUGGAUGCAUUACCUAAUUAAAAAGCUUGGAAUUAACGCUGGAAUUGUUCUUUUGGAAAGGUUAAAAUUGCUGAACAUGCUUUGACUGGUCAUAAAGUUGCUAUUAAGAUUCUUAAUCGGAGGAAGAUUAGGAACAUGGAUAUGGAGGAAAAAGUUAGAAGAGAGAUUAAAAUUUUGAGAUUGUUUAUGCAUCCUCACAUCAUACGACUCUAUGAGGUCAUAGAGACAGCAACGGACAUUUAUGUGGUUAUGGAAUAUGUGAAGUCUGGAGAACUCUUUGAUUAUAUUGUAGAGAAAGGAAGGUUGCAGGAGGAUGAGGCUCGCAAUUUUUUUCAGCAGAUAAUUUCUGGAGUGGAGUACUGCCACAGAAAUAUGGUGGUUCAUCGAGACCUUAAGCCUGAAAAUUUGCUUCUGGAUUCCAAAUGCAAUGUGAAGAUUGCUGAUUUUGGCUUGAGCAACGUAAUGAGAGAUGGUCAUUUUCUGAAGACAAGUUGUGGCAGCCCAAACUAUGCUGCCCCAGAGGUUAUAUCUGGGAAACUGUAUGCCGGACCUGAAGUGGAUGUAUGGAGCUGCGGUGUUAUAUUAUAUGCCCUACUUUGUGGUACCCUGCCAUUUGAUGAUGAAAACAUUCCCAACCUCUUUAAGAAAAUAAAGGAAUUUGCAUUAUUUGUCCUUCAGCGGGGCAUAUACACUCUUCCAAGCCAUUUAUCUCCUGGUGCUAGAGAUUUGAUCCCACGUAUGCUUGUAGUUGAUCCAAUGAAGAGAAUGACUAUUCCUGAGAUCCGCCAGCACCCGUGGUUUCAAGCACAUCUUCCAAGAUAUUUAGCUGUUCCUCCACCAGAUACAAUGCAACAAGCAAAAAAGAUUGAUGAGGAGAUCCUUCAGGAAGUGGUUAGGAUGGGAUUCGAAAGGAACCAUCUGGUUGAAUCUCUUCGCAACAGAAUUCAAAAUGAGGGAACUGUUGCUUACUACUUACUAUUGGACAAUCGGUUCCGAGUCUCCAGUGGCUAUCUUGGAGCUGAGUUUCAAGAAACUAUGGAAUCUGGCUUCAACCACAUCCAUCCAAGUGAACCUACAGCUUCGACUGUUGGACACCGCCUUCCAGGAUAUCCAGAUUAUCAAGCAAUGGGUUUAAGAAGCCUUGAUAGGAAAUGGGCUCUUGGACUUCAGUCUCGUGCCCAUCCUCGUGAAAUCAUGACAGAAGUUCUCAAAGCUCUGCAAGAACUCAAAGUCUGUUGGAAGAAGAUAGGGCAUUACAACAUGAAGUGUAGGUGGCUUCCUAGCGUUCCUGAUCCUGUGCACAAUAAUCACUACUUCGGGGAUGAAUCAACCAUUAUAGAAAAUGAUGGUGUUACCAAGUCACCAAAUGUUGUCAAGUUUGAAGUGCAGCUUUACAAAACUUGCGAGGAGAAGUAUCUGCUGGAUCUUCAGAGGGUUCAGGGGCCACAGUUUCUCUUCUUGGAUCUUUGUGCUGCAUUCCUUGCACAGCUCCGAGUCCUCUAACAUGAGAAGGCUAUAUUUCCAAGGACCCUUGUCCAUGAAUCUCCUAUGAUGCAUGUGAAUAAGAACAUUCCAUGUAUAUAACCCUUUCUUUUUCUUAGUUUGACUAAAACCUUCUCCUUUUUGUUUUGUAACCCUCCAUUUUAGAUGGGUAAUUGUGGACAAUGCAAUAUUACUGUGUUAGUCCAGGUUAUGACACAGUUUGCCUUGAUCAUAACUAGGGUUUUGACCUCGUUAUGACCUAAGGGAAAUUUUUAUGAA